This is a messenger RNA of Leptidea sinapis, 486 nucleotides long. RefSeq lists its product as uncharacterized. The record is from RefSeq and is a predicted model, not a curated record. The coding region runs from base 1 to 486 and encodes 161 amino acids. NCBI's taxonomy places the organism in Eukaryota, Metazoa, Arthropoda, Insecta, Lepidoptera, Pieridae. The transcript has a single exon.
AUGGGAAAACAACAGCAAUGGGGACGUUUAAACAAUUUGGAAAUUGUGGGUUUACCUGAAAAAUCUAACGAAUCUUUACCGGAUAUUAUAAGAAAAAAUGCGCUUCAUGCAGGCGUAGCUCUUACUAGUGAACAAAUUGAAUUUAUACACAGAGUACAACCGAGACAACAUAUAUCGGGAAGACCUAAGCCGUUAGUUGUCAAACUAAGCAACCGUGAUUUAAAGGAUCAUAUCCUAUCAGGGCUACGUAGAAAAAGAGGCAUACAGACUUCUGAUAUAGGAAUAAGUGGCAGCUCACAAAAAUUCUUCGUUAACGAACAUCUUACUCCUGUAAACAAAAAUAUUUUUAAUGAAGCUAAGAAACUAGCCUUGGAAAAGGGAUAUAAAUUUAUAUGGAUAAGAAACUGCAACAUUUUUUUAAGAAGAAGCGAACAACAGCCUGUUAUAUCCAUCAAUUCAAUGAAAGAUUUAGCGAAGAUUGUGUAG